Molecule: messenger RNA, 1191 nt
Organism: Phyllostomus discolor (pale spear-nosed bat)
Lineage: Eukaryota; Metazoa; Chordata; Mammalia; Chiroptera; Phyllostomidae
Gene: ATP6AP1L
Product: ATPase H+ transporting accessory protein 1 like
Exons: 4
Coding region: 1-723 (240 amino acids)
Cellular component (GO): proton-transporting V-type ATPase complex
Source: RefSeq, a predicted model, not a curated record
AUGUCCAUUGGAAUUGUAUCGCUCACUUCCGGGUUUGCCCGGUCUUCUGCUUUCAUUCCCACCCGGCCAGAAGCUCUGGUUCAGGAGCAGAGUGAAAGGCUGCCUUCGAGCCAGUUCUACUAUCUGACAAAAGAGGGCGCGAUUGUACUGUUUAUAGACGAUGUCCUGUGUCAGCAAAGAUUCACCCUUACCAAUUACAACAAGUUUUCCAGGCAGAGCUGGUUUAGCUUGCACCGAAUUGAAAUUAUUUUUAAUAAUUCAAUCCAAGCAACUUUUAAUGCAACUGGCAUAUAUGCUCCUUCGAGUUAUUCCUAUCACUGCCAGCGCGUCAGCAGCCUACAGCAGUACGAUGCCCUCCUGUUGCCCAGCGACGUGGAUGAUGUGUCAAGCCCGUGGGAGGUCACUUUUGUUGAUUUCCAGAUCCAAGGCUUUACCAUCAAGGGGGGACAGUUUGCCAAGGCCCGAGACUGCGCCCCUUCCUUCUCACCAGCCAUUCUGAUUGGCCUGGCCAUGUCCCUGAUCCUGCUGCUGGUUCUGGCCUACGCCCUGCACAUGCUCAUCUACCUGCGGUAUCUGGACCGGCACUACGACUUCAUCCCGUCUCCGGCCCGCUUUCCUCAGCUGAGAGCUCGAGAUGCAGCAGAAGAGAAGGAGCUGCUGAGGAGCCAGGGAGUUGAGUGCUAUGAACUGAGAACCCAGGAGAUCUGCAAAGUGUAUGUGUAGCAGCACAGGCCUUUGCUCCCUCACCAAGGCCACAGUGGGCUCUGAGGGGAGCCAUUUCUGUUCUUGCUGUUUGACUUCUGAUGCAAGGUUUUCACCAAACGGCUUGAUUGAAAAACAAGAAAUACAUGCCCAAAAUACAUUUUAAAGUAUCUCCCUGCUUAGGUAGACUUCGGGCAAUGUAAAAAGAAUUCUUGCCCUGGCUGGUGUGGCUCACUUGGUUGAAGCAUCAGCCCGUAGACCAAAAGGGGGUGGGUUUGAUUCCCAGUCAGGACAGUGUACGAUACAACAUUCGUUGAUGCCCAGCCCCACUCCUUCCAGAGCCUUCUACCCCAGAGCUCCCAUGGACCUCCGGCAGUGGCCCGGCUGGCCAAGCCUGGUGUUCUCUCCUUAUCCCCCUACCUGAACCCCUGUUGCCACUGCUUCCUACCUUGUUAGGGACCUUGAAUCUUAAUAGUUAUUAAUGCAAAA